This is a messenger RNA of Oncorhynchus kisutch (coho salmon), 4801 nucleotides long. It is a transcript of the gene f9a, whose product is annotated as coagulation factor IXa. The record is from RefSeq and is a predicted model, not a curated record. The coding region runs from base 64 to 1494 and encodes 476 amino acids. Gene Ontology annotation, cellular component: extracellular region. Gene Ontology annotation, molecular function: serine-type endopeptidase activity; calcium ion binding. Gene Ontology annotation, biological process: blood coagulation; proteolysis. The transcript is spliced from 8 exons. NCBI's taxonomy places the organism in Eukaryota, Metazoa, Chordata, Actinopteri, Salmoniformes, Salmonidae.
CAUGGUGUGUGUGUGUUUCUCUGCAUUGGGCAUUGUGAUACCAGAGUAUCAGAUCAGACAGGGAUGGCAACAGUUUACCUAAUCCUCCUCCUGUGUGUGAUGCUGCUAGACUGCCGGCUGGGCUGGGGAGCCCCAGUGUUCCUGUCAGGCCAGGCAGCAGACAGUGUGCUGAGGAGACAGAGGCGCCACAACACAGGGGUGUUCGAGGAGCUGUUAUGGGGGAACCUGGAGAGAGAGUGUCUGGAGGAGAGGUGUGACCUGGAGGAGGCCAGGGAAGCAUUUGAGAAUGAAGAGAAGACGAUGGCGUUUUGGGCCGCUUAUGAAGAUGGGGACCAGUGUAAGUCGUCCCCCUGUCUAAACCAGGGCUCAUGUAAAGACCAGAAAGGAUCCUACUCCUGCAUCUGUCUACGAGGCUUCACUGGGACGAACUGUGAGAUAGUAACAGUUAGACAGUGUGCUGUGAAUAAUGGAGAAUGUAUGCAUUUCUGUGAGAACCUGGACACCUAUGGGGCAGAGUGUAGCUGUGCAGAGGGCUACAAGCUGGCGCAGGAUCGAGUCAACUGCAAUCCUGAAGUGGAGUUUCCUUGUGGCAGAGACAGGCGGACUGUGAUCACGGGCAUGUCUAGAUCAUUACUCCCCCUUAAGAACACAAGAUCAGAUGCCAACGUCACUACAACCCCCUCCCUCACCCCAGCCAAUACCACCAAGCCCCCUGUCGGAGACCUCAACGUCAGAAUACGUAUUGUAGGUGGCGUCACAGUCACCCCUGGAGAUAUCCCAUGGCAGGCUGCUCUGGUGCAGAGGCCCAGUGGUCAGGUUUUCUGUGGGGGCUCUAUCCUCAGUCAGUUGUGGGUCAUCACUGCUGCCCACUGUCUGGUGGAGGGACAGCAGGGAUAUUUUUUCGUCAGAGUGGGGGAGCAUAACAUCAAUGACAAAGAGGGCACGGAACAGGACCACGAGGUGUCGAAGCAGUACAAACAUCCACUCUACGACUCCCAGCAGAGUCUGUACAACCACGAUAUCGCCCUGCUGCGCCUGCACAACCCCAUCACAUUCUCCUCCCACGCCAGACCCAUCUGCCUGGGGCCCAAGGUCUUCACCGAGGACCUGGUGAAGGAUCAAUCCCCGGCUACGGUCAGUGGCUGGGGUCGCACACGCUUCCAGGGGGCCACGUCUCACUUACUACAGAAGGUAGAGGUGCCAUUUACAGAGAGGACGUCGUGUAAGGAUAGCAGUAGUGCCCGUAUCACCAAGUAUAUGUUCUGUGCCGGCUAUGCUCACGUGGCCAAAGACUCGUGCCAGGGGGACAGCGGGGGUCCCCAUACCAACCGUUACCAUGACACCUGGUUCCUGACAGGGAUAGUGAGCUGGGGAGAGGAGUGUGCCAAGGAUGGGAAGUAUGGGGUAUACACCAGAGUGUCGCAUUACUAUAGAUGGAUACGUCACGUUAUGUCAGUGACCAAGCGCAUGCUGCAUGACGUCCUGGAUGACUAACCCCUGACCUUUGACCCUCAGGGUCCACGCUGGCUUUUUUUGUUCCAGGUCUUUUGGGGGUUCAGGAGAUGUGUCUGUUUUGUAUUCAAAUAGAGAGCGUCUUCUUGUAGCUGGUGAAGAUAAGCAUUACAUGAUAGAGACCUGUAUGGCGAACAGAUGCUUAUGCCUACUGAACAUUUAUUAUGCUUAUUCAGAAAACAAAAACUAUAAUUUACUGGCAAAUGGCUGUAUGCAAGCAACUAACACUUCUUUAUUGUAUUCUAAUAUAGAAGAAAAAACAUUAAACUCUAAGGCGCAGAAGAAACCUGUAUUAUUUCAAUAAAUACUUUAUUUGGUCUAUAUACAAUACUGAAGCUGUAUAAAAAUGCAGCCAAUCAACAACGAUGACUGAAGAACAAUAAUAAAAACCUGAAACCUGCCACGUCCGGUCAAUAUUCAGUCAGCCAUGCUAUGUUCUCUUAUGAGAAACACUUAGCAACGAGCUUACAGCGCUUGUCAAAGACGCACAGCAUUUUCAAGCAUAUUUCUGUCUCUAUUUUUGAACAUCACAGUUCAGUGCAAAAUGUGCAGCAAAAGAAAGAAAACCCAGCUAAUUCUGCCAUAUGAGGAGAGAAACCCAUUGAUGCGACGCGCAGCAGUCAAGCAGGUCUCCGUUAAGGGUAGAUAGACAAUUUUACUGGGCUGCACAGCUGCUUACCGCCGCGAAGGAACAACUUGAUAGCAAAAUUAAUUAAUGAAUUAAUAAGAAGACAUUAGUAGUGUGGCGCUGUGCUCCCGCUGUUUUCCUGGCUCAUUUCCACAUCAAACGCAGCAUAUGAAAGGCAGGCCUCCGACUGGGGCCUUGAUUUGAUGUAGUAAAUUCAUAUAAGUCCGCAAUCAAUAUUUAAUUAAGCGUUCAACAUAGCGUGUAUAUUUCAUGUUUGCUGUAUGAUCCUGUUUAAUGGGAAGCCUAAGAUUAAUUGCAAGGCCGUGAAGGAGACGAGUAGAGGAAGAGAGAGUGGCACAUUUCUCCCUCUCUCUUGAUCCAGCUCUCUCUCUCUUGCUCCAUUUUGUGCUGUCACACCGGGGAGACAGAGUGAAAUCCUGGGGAGAAUGACAUCAGUCUUUGCUGGCGCCACGCGGGUAGUAGCUCUUCCCCAUAUCACUAUAGACCUGAGGAGUACCCUUCUAUCAGUCACCAUCACCUCACAAGAUGUCGGAAUUGACCAUCCGUGACAUCUUAACUUUAUGUAUAUUGGGGCGGUGUGUCUCCUCGCCAUUGACACACACUGAGCUUCGGAAAAGAAGUUGAAAAAGAAUAGGUAUGAAUCAGGAAAACAUGAAGGAGGUAUUGUGUUCAUGGAGAGCUCAAUUUCUCUAGAGCCUUUGGAAAGAUAGUAAAGCUUUCCUCUUGUUUCCUUUCAGCUUGCAUUUAGCUUAUAAGCAUUAAUAAAGUGCCAGUGGAGUAUAGGUCUGAUGUGAGGUAGAAGCAAGACUGCGGUUGAUAUUGCGGACAGUACAUUUAUCAAAGAGGAGCUCGAUUCCAACAUUGCAGGAAUAAAAAGGCAUUAUUGGCACGGCACGUUUUGGCAUUUCAAGCUUGGAGAGCUAAGAGAAGGGUGCCUUAAGGAAUAAGACAGGAUGGAUACCUAAACAACAUGAUCAUGUAUAAUAAAUGAACAUCAACAAACAAUAGACCAACAUUCAAGUAUACACAUCCAAAAUGAAUGACAUAGCUAUGUACAAAAGUAUCUUUUUAAGAAAUGUUUCAGGCGAAAACCCGGAUUAUUAUGACGCAUAAGAAUAAACGCAUAAACAUACAAACAACAACUGCAUUCUCACUGAUUAGCAAUGACGGUUAAGAAUCCCUCAGAGAGCGAGAGUCCAUGGAUGUAAUCCAGCUACAGCAGCCCAACAGAAAAGCCCAUUGGUUGGGUCUAAGAGGAAGUGGGGGAUUGAAUUUUAAGUCCCAAACCUUUUUACAUGUCCCUUGUCCUUCACCAAACCGUGUGCCUUUGUGCUGGUAGAACCCUGUGCUGUCUAAAGUGUUUGGAGGGUAACAUUCAUAAAGUGUGUCCACUGUCCAUCAUGGUGGGCAAAAAAAAAAAACUGGUCCUCAUGUUACUGGCCCAGAAAAAUGUCAAUCAAAAACCCAGACCUAAAACUCCUACGUCCUUCUUAAAUUGGCUAGUUGUCUCUAAUCGUGGCCAAUCAGAGCACUUUGAGGAAGCAGAGUUUAAGAUAUUCCAUCAGUCAUGACCUCAAAAUGUCUAAUGGAAAACAGUCUGUCUUUUCAGUCUGUCAAUCUUUGUAAAGGUCCAACAAAAGGUGUUGCUGCCUUCCAAAGCUCCUCCGAAGUGGGAAAUACAAGGUUCCGACUAACCACUUUCCCAGGUCCCGCGAGCACUUGAAGACAGCAUUUUCCCUCUAAGGGGAGCUGAGCUUUCUGGCCUUCAGAUUCCCUGGAUCUGCAUAAAAGAUAGGAGACACAAAUGAUUCAAAGAAACCCAUCUAAUGAGCUACAUGUCAGAGAGGAGGAUUGAGAGUACAAAUGGCUUUAGAAACUUCUUCCUCUGUACUGUAACACUAACCUUACCUCUUAGUCUGGUGGACUGUCCUCUACUGCCGUUUCCCAGAAUCAUGUGCAGGUUGGGGACUGGGAUGAUACCCUCCUGUCUGCGACUCAGGUUCUUCACCAGCCUGGAGAUGGAGUGAGGGAGGGAGGCUUUAGAGGAGUUAAAGGCCCAGUACAGUCAAAAACAUGAUAUUACUGUUUCUCAUUUAAAACAAACAUUUGUUUAUAUAAAUAUAUAUUUUUUAAUCACACUGAGGUUUGAAUAUUACUGAGAAAUUGUGAAAAUUAUGAUAAGGCCAUUUUAAUGUUAGAGCCAUUUGAAAAAAACAUGACAUUUCAACCUGUUUUGGUGGAAUGGGAGUUUUGGUCUGCCUGGUGACAAUUAGUUAAUAGACCAAUAAGAAAUAGAGUUCCAAGCCUUUCAGAUUUCCCCUCCCCACUCAGAGCACUCUCAGACAGUCCUAGCAACAUUCUUGCUUGAGAAAUUGCUCACUGUUAAGAAACAUAUGUAUUUCUUUGACCAUCUUAAUUGAAAAAAAUCACAGUACUUACUGAUUUAAUAUUGAGAUACAAACUUUAGCUGCAUUGGACCUUUAAGGUGAAGGGCAGGACACACGAUAAUGAAAUUGGCGGAGCGCCGCAGUGUGCAGAAGAUAACCUGCUGGGUGUUGACGAAUGGUGGCCAUUCAACAUGUAGAAUUGUUGUGAAAUGACAAUAAAAUGGUAGCCGAUAGGACUGCCACACGCUGCUUU